Caenorhabditis remanei is the source of this 1053-nucleotide messenger RNA. RefSeq lists its product as uncharacterized. The record is from RefSeq and is a predicted model, not a curated record. The coding region runs from base 1 to 1053 and encodes 350 amino acids. The transcript has 7 exons. Gene Ontology annotation, cellular component: nucleus; cytoplasm. Gene Ontology annotation, molecular function: protein serine/threonine phosphatase activity. Lineage: Eukaryota; Metazoa; Nematoda; Chromadorea; Rhabditida; Rhabditidae.
AUGACAGACUAUAAAUCUGACGUUCGAUCGCUACUAAAACGCCAUCUUCGGGCGCAUGUAUAUGCUAAUCACCGUCCGGUAUUGUGGAAAAAACUAGAAUAUGAGAUCAAUAAUAAAACAAAAUUCCAGAUCCCCUACCAAGCUCAAGAACUAAAAGAUUUGGCAUUAGAUAUGAUAGAGAGAUUGAAAUCAGAACCAACUUUAGCAUUUGUAAAGGCACCGGUUGUUGUUGUGGCGGAUACACACGGCCAAUUCAUCGACUUGGUCCGAAUCUUGCAUGUUGAUCCAGAGAAUUUUCCCGCUAGUUUUGACUGCACACCGUUCGCAACAAGCAAAUAUCUAUUCCUCGGAGACUACGUUGACAGAGGAGUGAAUUCUAUCCAAAUCAUGGUUCUACUCUUUUCGCUCAAACUAUACUACAAUAAUAUCACAUUGAUUAGAGGAAAUCAUGAAACGCCAAGCGUGAAUGCGAAUUAUGGAUUUCGAGAUGAACUGAUCGAAAAAUUCAAGGAGGGACCAGGAACAGAACUUUGGAAUCUGUAUAAUGAGGUGUUUUGUUUCCUGCCACUUGCUGCGGUUAUCAGCGAACGUAUUUUGUGCAUGCAUGGCGGAAUAUCACCGGAUUUGAGAACUCUGAAAGAUAUCGAAAACAUCAAUCGACCAAUUACCGAUAUCUCUAAUAUUGUUUUAGACUUACUUUGGAGUGAUCCUAUGCCGGCUCGUCGUAAGGGUUACCACUCAAAGUACCCCCGUUUUAUCAAGAAUCCAGUGCGAGGACUCGGGACAGAGUAUAACGAGUCAGCGGUGGGAUGGUUCUGUGAGAAUUUAGAUAUUGAGUUGGUUAUUCGAGGACAUCAGUCAAAACACCAGGGUUUCGAGUUCUACUCAACCCAGCUUGUCACCAUAUUCUCCGCUUCGAACUAUUCCGACGACACAGAUAAUUUCGGAGCAAUCUGUUACGUGUCAGCUGAUGGAGGAGUUUCGAUCAUCCAAAUGAGAAACCUCGAGAAAGUGCAAUGCCCAAUGAGUGAGGAGGACACCAAAGGAGAAUAA